This is a messenger RNA of Doryrhamphus excisus (bluestripe pipefish), 2666 nucleotides long. It is a transcript of the gene apcdd1l, whose product is annotated as adenomatosis polyposis coli down-regulated 1-like. Lineage: Eukaryota; Metazoa; Chordata; Actinopteri; Syngnathiformes; Syngnathidae. Gene Ontology annotation, molecular function: Wnt-protein binding. Gene Ontology annotation, cellular component: plasma membrane. Gene Ontology annotation, biological process: negative regulation of Wnt signaling pathway. The record is from RefSeq and is a predicted model, not a curated record.
ACACACAUUUGCUGCACAUGCAUCCAGUAGAAACCAGCCACUGUGUGCUGCUUGCUCUUGUGGAGAUGCUGCAAGAAGACAGCUCUUCCAUGUGACAAGCUUCCUUUUGCAAACCAUGGAAGAUAAAAGGUGGACAUAGAAGAAGAGUUGCGUUUUUUUUUUUUCAAGGAUUACAUGUCAUGUUGGAAAGCCACACAUGAUCGCUUGCUGCUGCUGAAGGGAACUUCUCCGGGUUCUUGGAUCUAAAAAGGUUUUGCGUUGAAAAGCAGGCAAGAUGUCAAAGUCUCACGUGCUGAGUGGGGUCUGCUUGCUGUGGCAAGUUGCAUUGAUGACCGCGACCGGAAGUAAACUUUGGGAUGUGCCCAGCUCCUCCAACAACCUCAGCGAAAGCUUGCAGUGGCAACCCCACUGUCACUAUCACCACCUUCAGGAUGGAGUAAGAAUCACAGCAGAGACACCACCAAAGCUGGACGGCACCUGGUUGUCAACAAGAUGUGAAGUCCGACCAGGUCCAGAGUUCCUCACCCGCUCUUACACCUUCCACCCUACUCGACACUUCCAAGCUCUGCAGCACUACUACUCAGACAGCGGGUGUCAGGAUCCUGCCUACUCCCUGCUGAUCCAGGGCAAACUCCGCCUUCGCCAGGCCUCCUGGAUCACCCGAGGCGCCACCGAAGCCCAUCACCACCUCACCAAGGUAGCAAUAGUCAUCCACAGCUUGGCAGCCAAGCAAAGUCUGGUCUCCAAACUGCCUCCAUCAUGUGUGGGUCCAACGCUGGGUCGAGUGGUGACGGGGGAGCCCCAUGACCUUCACAAUACCCGGGCGGGGAGGGCAUGCCUGGCAGCAAUGGGCUUUUCCAUGAUGGAGAUGGAUGUAGUUAGGGUGGAGAUACAGCACCACAACCAUGGGGGGGAAAUCCAACAGCUGUUCUUAGGGGACAUACAAACUGACUGGACCCAGAGGACUCACUACAGACCAACAGGGUACCAGCAACCACUGCAAAGCGCCAUGCAUCACAUCCAUCCCUGUCCAGUCUGUGCUCUGGUGUACCGGGCCACAGAACAGCACCCCCCAGUGCUGCCUCACCGCCCACAGGCUCCUGUUUCUCUGGCUAGACGUUGGGUCAGCCAGCAGUGCGAGACCCGUCCCACGGUCCUCUUCCUUACACGGGAGUUCAACUUCAAUCCAGAUCAGCAUUCGUGGGAGGGGAUCUACCGUCACUACUCAGACCCUGUCUGCUCCCAGAAAACCUUCACUCUGAGAGCCUCGGGUCACUAUGCUCAAGGAAACCCUUCCGCCAAGGUGCCGGGAGCCACUGAGUUUGUCUUCAAGGUGACGGAAGUGAGAGUAACGGCCGAAGAUGAGCCAACGGCUAAGCUGCUCAACGGGACAAAGACGGGAAAAUGUGGUCAUGCCGGAGCAUGGGAGGUUGGGGUGGAGCAGGACCUGAGUCCUACGCAUGGGUGCACGGUGCUCGGCAUCAAGCUGCCUCAUAAGGAGUACGAGCUUUUCAAGGUCGAGCUGGAUCACAGGAGACACCUGCUUUUGUAUGUUGGGGAGAGGCCAACAGACGGUUCGAGCCCGGACCGACCAUCUAGGAGAGCUACUUCCUUUCAGCCUCCCUUGAUGCUUUGCAAUGGAGGGGAGACGCAGCCUUACGGUCAUAACAGCCCAGGGUUCAACAGCAAACAAGUCCAGACGGAUACCAAUGGGACCGGGAGGCUGAUACAACUCCAGUUAGUGGUGCUCGGAUCUGCAUUGUGCAGCUGGAUUUGGCUUUUUUAGACACAUUGAUGGAGCCUGGCAGCUCUCUGUGUUAGUGUGGUUUUGACCAGGUGUGAGGAUCACCACAAGACAUUCAAUAAAGCUGAAUAAACACUAUAUAUUUUUAUAUCUGAACCCCUUUUGUCGGACCUCCUCCUGGCUUUCAGAUGGUGCCUUUAAAUAACCAUAAGCUAGAGCUCCGGUUCUACUUCAAAUUAAUCUGCACAUAAAGCACUGAUACCGGUAUUCCAGUAAUCAGUCAAUUUCUGCUCUCUCUUCAUAUUUCGUUUUCGUGUGAUGCCAUCGUUACAAAGCAAGAUGACUGUUGAAAUGUGGGUCAGCAGCAGUAGAACUAAUGCACUUUGUACAGAGGAUUGUUUAUACUGGAAAGAAACUCAGCCAAAAGCAGACAUUCUGAAGUCAGUUUUACCAUCCUUAUUGGUCCCACUUCACUUUGUGGUAUGAGAUCUUCUUCCUUAAAAAGCCUUAAAGCUAAGAUUCUAUCAUCUUUCAGUCUAAACAAAUGACUAUUUAUUAUAUCUCCAUAUACUGUACUUUUUUUUGUAGUGAGUAGAGAAAUGAUUAAUUUCUUUGUGUAUUAAAAGUUCCCAUAACUUCUUGUGUCUUGAUGACUCUUUAGAUAAACCUUAACUACACUCACAGUCACAAAUACAUGUUUAACAUUCAGGCAAAAUAUUGAUAUUCCGGUAUAUCGCAUUAUUGAUACCGCCGAACAUGUUUUACCUUGUGUUUUUUUGUUUUGUUCUGCAUAUAAUGUUAACCCUGCGUAUCCAAUGAACAUAUUGACCUAAUUAUUUAAAUAAAUUUGUCCGCUCUGUUAUUGGGAUUUGACAAAGAAUAAAGAUGGCUGCUCCAUCACUGGAAUUUGAUGAAGAAUCAA